Molecule: messenger RNA, 1750 nt
Organism: Solanum dulcamara
Lineage: Eukaryota; Viridiplantae; Streptophyta; Magnoliopsida; Solanales; Solanaceae
Exons: 7
Coding region: 430-906 (158 amino acids)
Cellular component (GO): mitochondrion; cytosol
Molecular function (GO): peptidyl-tRNA hydrolase activity
Source: RefSeq, a predicted model, not a curated record
UGAACCUUCGCAACGCAUUGGCUCUUUUCUUCUUCCAACCGAACCGCUACCACUAGGCCAUUCAUAAAGCCUCAAACAUUUUCCCCUCUUGUCGGUGUCGAACAGCGGAGAUUUCGGGCACCCACGUACAACUGAGAGUAGAGAUCUCCGAUCAAUCCAUUAACCUAUCAAUGCAGCUUUGGUUCCUGCAGUUUACAGGCUAAAUCUUAAUUUAAAGAAGAGAAAACAUUUGUUCUCUCGCUCCAGAAUACUAGAGGUUGACUUCGAAGUAAGAGUAACACUUUGGAGUUGUCAAGUUCACCAAAAUUCUCUGUGGUGAUUCUAAAAGUUAUUUAUUUAGGUAAGUGGGGUGCAAGGACUGACGUAUUGUUCAUCAGCUUGAUACCUGUUGGGCCUUAAAUACCAGAAGGUUCUGUCUCAAUUUUGAAUAUGAUUGACAUGACAUGGCUUAGUGUCAUGUUACUUGGAGCAGGAUGCCUUGCUUUGGGCUAUAUUAUUGGGAUACGCCAUUCUUCUCGCACUUUUCUUUCAAACAGAGCAUCUGGUGAUACUGAAACUGUAAUUGAUGGGAAAAAGAGAAAAGGGUUCAAGCAACCUCUUGAAUUUGAAAGGCUGGCUGAGAUCCUUGAAGAUUUUAAAAUGGUUUUGGUAGUCAGGAAUGACUUGAAGAUGGGGAAAGGGAAAAUAGCUGCACAAUGCAGUCAUGCAACUUUAGGUCUCUACAAGAAGCUCCAUAACAGGGCACCAAAGGCUUUAAAUAGAUGGGAGAUGUGUGGACAAGUGAAGGUGGUCGUGAAGAUUGAUAGUGAAGAUGAUAUGUUGGUUUUGCAAGAAAGAGCAAAAUCAAUUAAUAUACCAACACACAUUACAAUUGAUGCUGGGAGAACCCAAAUUGCACCAAAAUAACUUAAACCUGAAAGGUUGAAAAUAGAUGGUUGUUGCAGUUGGUAGAGGGAAAAGCCCGCUGUUGAUAAAGUUUUGAACCAUGCACAGUUGGCCCUCGGGAAUUUCUUCGUUUCAAAAGAAAUUUAAAAUAAAGAUGGUUGUUACAGUUCCCAACAGCUUGUUAUGUGGUGCGUCUACCAAACAUUGUAGCUUCCUAGAUGUGUAUGUUUAAGGAAGUGUGACUUCAUCUUCUCGUGGUGAAUACUGGCAAUAAAGCUUGAUGUUUGUUGUUUAAGUCGGUGUAUUCUUGCCUAUAUUAAUUGGAAAGGCACAGAUUUUUCAAGCAUAAAUGUCCCUGUUUACUUUCUGUACUAGAUAUCGUUCCUUUUCAAGCAACGUCUUACCUAUAUCAAAGUAAUAACAUUAGGUGGUAAAUAGACUGGAAUGUUACAUGCGUAGACCUUAGGACUAUUGGGAGCAGUCAUUAUAACGUGAAUACAACUCUGGGAUGCAUUAGUGUUUGUUAUUCGUUAAGUGCUUGUUGGAGCGAUAAGGUGCAUUUGUGACCAUUUACUGCCUAGACAGGAGAUUUUACUUGCCAAUGAAAUGAUGCUGAAGACCUUAGGACCACUAGACCGCAGGAAGCCAGGAAUAUUGACAAAGACAAGAACAUCAAUCACAGACACUUAUUCCUUACUCUGCUGUUUUCCAAUGGAAUGAUGCUGAAGUUUGUCCAAAAUCAGUCACCUUUUGUUCAAAGCUCCUUGCUGUAUGUACUGUGUCUUGAAAAGUAAUGUUUCUGUCUACUCUGAUAUAAUUAGGCUUGGGAAAGAAUAAUGUAAUUCCGAACGACUCUAUACAAUGA